Messenger RNA from Stegodyphus dumicola, 1035 nucleotides. RefSeq lists its product as uncharacterized. Gene Ontology annotation, molecular function: sarcosine oxidase activity; flavin adenine dinucleotide binding. NCBI's taxonomy places the organism in Eukaryota, Metazoa, Arthropoda, Arachnida, Araneae, Eresidae. The record is from RefSeq and is a predicted model, not a curated record.
UACAUUUCUAUUACCCCGUUGGAUUUCUGUACGUUGGUCUAAGAAAGAGUUUAAUCAUGAAUAAAAUGGUGCAAGUGGCAGCCACAUGUGAUGUACCUAUUGUUAAUCUUCAACGUGAAGAACUAUUUCAAAUGAGAUAUCCAUUUCUGAAACUCCAUGAGAAUGAGUAUGCACUGUUGGAUGACAGUGGGGCUGGUCAUAUCAGCCCUAGAAAAAUGGUGGCUGCUCAGAAGAAAGUGGCAAAACUGCAAGGUUGUCGUAUAAUUCAUGAGGUGGUUGAAGAAGUGGGAGAAUUGAAGAAUGGUGUGCAUCAGAUUUUAACUGAAAACGGAAAUCGUGUGCAAGCGAAAAGGGUGCUAUUCUGUACUGGAGCCUUCACCAAUUUCAAGAAAUUUACAGUACUAGGACAACUGGCUAUCCAAGUACAGAAAGAAACAGUAGCAUUCCUUAAAAUCCCUCUACUAGAAGCAAAACGAAUAAGCUCCAUGCCUAGUAUUGUCUACGACAGAGAUAAGGAAAAGGAUAGAGAAGCUUUGGGAGCGUAUAUUUUGCCUCCCGUCCAAUAUCCAGAUGGAAAUUACUACCUGAAGAUUGGCCAUAUCGGCGUUGGAGACUGGGAAAUAAAAUCUUUGCCUGAAAUCAAAGAGUGGUAUCUUUCAAAGGGUGACAAGAGAGUAAUAGAUGUUUACUCAAAGCUGCUUAUCGAAAUGCUUCCAGGUUUGGAAGUUGAAAGCAUCAGCAGCUCGACAUGCGUCACCUGUGAUUCGCCAUCGGGUCUGCCUUACAUUGACCGAGUGACUCCCACCGUCACUGUAGCGGUUGUGGGUAAUGGCAAAGGAGCCAAGAUGUCUGAUGAAGUGGGCAGAAUAGCAGCACACUUAAGCGUAACAGGGAAGUGGGAUUCGGAAUUAAUGCAAUCGCAGUUCAAGGCAAUUUUUGCUGAAAACUGAAGUCUUCUGUUAAAAAUUACCUGAUGAUACAAAAAGUAAUGACGAUUUCUAAAAAUAAUAAUGUAACUAUAGAUUAAAAUAAAGU